Molecule: messenger RNA, 671 nt
Organism: Carassius auratus (goldfish)
Lineage: Eukaryota; Metazoa; Chordata; Actinopteri; Cypriniformes; Cyprinidae
Product: small integral membrane protein 1-like
Exons: 3
Coding region: 393-608 (71 amino acids)
Source: RefSeq, a predicted model, not a curated record
ACUGGCAGGUGAGAAAUAUAGACAAUUAACAUUAAGGCACGGAGCUGAUUAACUGACGUGUGUCCAUUUCUCCAGAUAUUUCAUACAAUAUCUUGUUUAUUUAUUCAUUUAAAGCUGUUUGUGAAAUAUGUAUGUAUUCAUAAUUAUUAAUACUAUGCCCACUUAACUCAGGGAACCUGACAAGCAGUUUAUUUUUCUUUAACCAGCACAGCAGGUAGUCCAGGGAUUUCAUUUAUGACAGGCUGUGAGCAAAGGUUUACCUGAAUGAACUCAUGGACCCACUGCUCUUCAGAAAUGACAAACAUAAGACAGUGUCAGAGACUAAGGAUUUGAUUGAUUUACCAGCUGAUGACCUGAGAACCUCUGACUGAGAAGCCGAGAGCUGGAGGGAAAUGGAAUCGAGUGAGGCCAGUGUUCAAUACGACCGCUGGAAUGAAGACAACAUGAACAUGCAAGAGCCGCAUUCACAGUCCAGACUGAUUGGUCUCUAUAACAGACUGUGCACUGGGCGACUGGGCAUUGUGAUGAAAGUGGGGGCAUCUUUGACCAUGAUGGUAGUUAUAUACACUGUUGGAUACAUCACAGGAUACUACGUUCAUCGAUGCUGACAAGGAUACUAUUUGAACGAACUGGCUGUUAUUUGAAACAUUAUGGCCAUCAAAGAAACACCU